Molecule: messenger RNA, 2489 nt
Organism: Salarias fasciatus (jewelled blenny)
Lineage: Eukaryota; Metazoa; Chordata; Actinopteri; Blenniiformes; Blenniidae
Product: protein FAM111B-like
Exons: 4
Coding region: 436-2319 (627 amino acids)
Biological process (GO): DNA replication
Cellular component (GO): nucleus; chromatin
Source: RefSeq, a predicted model, not a curated record
GUUGGUCGGCGGGCUGCAGUGAAACCGUGUUUUCUUGGUAGAUUUCGGCUUUUACGUUAAGUUUUCCGGUUCGCGCUGGUCACCGUUGCCGAUUAUCGUGUUGCCAAGCUGUUUUGUGCUGUUUUGACCGUCAUUAUAAGUUUUAUAGUCGAGUUCGGGUUGGCGUUUUUGUUUUUGGCGCCAUUCGUCGAGUGAACGCGAGUCACAUGACGUCAUCUCUGUUGGAGCGCAGCUCGCGCGGAAACAAGUGACCAGAGAGCGAAUGAUGUUUUGAUCUCCUCUGCAGAUUCAACAUUCAGCCAAACUCUUUUGAGAGCCAGGAAGAGGAGCAGCCUUCUGUCAGGUGACUCACUGACAACCACACAGAGUGAAACUAAAGAAAGACGAGAGAAGAAACAAAACCCUGUUAUCCAGAUACACUGCUACAUCAACAAGAUGACGACAAAAUCUCAAGGGCCAAUGGACAAAGUGAAGGAGGAUGAGUGCCAUCCAACUCACUCCAUCGAGUGGUGCUGGAGCAACAAGAGACCCAACAUCAUCACCUGCAAAAAGGCGGGAACUGUGGAGGAUCUGCUGAAGCGAAGUUCACAGUUCAGGGAGACUGCAGAGAAGCAGAAGGACAAAGAGUUGGUUAUUGUCAGGGAUGGAAAAGCUAUCAGUUCACACUUUCCCUGCAGUUUGAUAAAGGAUGAACGUCUGACUCUGAAGUAUGUCAAAGCCAAAGACAAACCAAAGAAAACUGUGAAGUUCUCUGUCCCGAGUGGGGAGCUUGUGAUGUUUCACGUGUCGGUAAAGGGAGGUAAAAAUGUUGUGAGAAUACUGAGAAAUCCAGCACUGAAAGACAAAGUUCGGGAGGUCACGGUUUACGCGUACAAAGGAGAGAAAGUGAAGAAUGCUUUAAGACGAGAUGGACGCUUUCUCAACAUCAUUUUCAAAAGAACCUGUGCGCUGGCGAACAUCAGCACUGAGGUGAACACUGAGAUGUCCAACCUUGUUGAUGGGCUGGAGGGGAAAACCUUCCAGAUCAUAAUGCUCAAUAAGUCCAGUCCACCUGAAAGUCUGUCUCCUACUCAUGAUUAUAGUGAAUCUCAGGAGUUUCCCACUGAUGAAAGCUUCUCACAGCAGCUCACCACAAUAAAGACAGUGAAUGAAGACGUACCAACAGAGGACCCUCAGACUAAUCGUGACACAGCAGCAGGAUCACUGUUCCAAGAGAUACCAAGAUCACAAAUUAUGCAAAAGAAUUUAUCUUCACAGUUUCGAGAUUUAGUGAAAACCAUAAAGACUCCAGCUUCGAAGCUUUCCAGAAUUCAGAAUCUCUUCCGGGUGGAGUACGGACAAAAUGCUCAGAUGUGCAGGGAGGUGAAAACCAUGAAGAGACUGAUGGAUCUGAGUGAUUCAGUGUGUCAGGUGAGAGUCAACGGCAGCGCACGAGGAAGUGGAUUCCUCCUGUUUGGAAAGUUUGUGCUGACAAAUGGCCAUGUGGUUAAAGAUGUCUAUAAUGAGAAUCAAAGGCACCUUGAUGAGAAGGUGACUGUUCAUUUCUCUUUUGAGAGCCUGGAGGAGGUGGAGGGAGGGCGGGAGGAGGUGGAGGAGAUCGUCGGAUUUGAGCACCAGCCUGACGUUUUGGGAGGUGACUGGACUUUGCUGAGGCUCAGAGCCCAGCAGGCAUUACCCGACGGCCUUUUGGCACACUCUGGGUUUCUUCCACAAAGCGGUGGAAUUUGCAUUAUUGGGCAUCCAGAUGGUGGCGUGAAGAAAAUCGAUCCGUGUUUGAUUGUUAAACAUGAGAAUCGCAACCAGGUUGUGGAGAAGCAUUACAAUGAAAAUCAAGGGCAGAUCAACCUGAUUACCUCUCGUUUCUUUGAGGGUGUGGCGCAGUCUGUUCAGCAGAACCAACAGGUUCUGACCUACGAGUCUUGCUUCUAUUUUGGCUCGUCUGGCUCUCCGGUUUUUGACCAAAACUGCAGGGUCGUUGCGAUGCAUACAGGUGGGUUUAUCUACCAAACCUCACUGGGCGAAAACCAGAGUGUCAUCGAAUUUGGCCACCCUUUGCCCGUGGUCAUUGAACGCAUCAUUGUCCAGGCAGAGGAGAAGGAGAGGUUCGAUGUGUUCAAAGAAUUUAUCGAGCACAGUGGUGCUCAGCAGCAAAAUGUCAUUGCCUUCUUGAAAAAACUGAUUGAGAGCAGGAAUCUUCCAAGACUGAGGAAUGCAGUGAACGAUGCAGUCAGCAGUUCAGUCACAGCAGAGGACGAGAAUUUGGAGUUCCUUGAACUGGUCUUUCCGAAACAUGAAACUGUCCCAAUGGAAAUAAACUGAUCAUCACAAAGAAAUCUGAUAAAUACUGUAUGUAGGAAAAAUUACAUCUGUUGGUUCUAAUAUUCCAUAAUCAGUCUGAAGCGUUUUGAUAAUGUCUCAUAAACAAAGAUGAUUGUAUUUGAUAAUGUCUGACAGUUGUGCACUAAGCAUGUGUGAUGAUUCGAAUAAAC